Messenger RNA from Fundulus heteroclitus (mummichog), 5141 nucleotides. Its product is annotated as protein ABHD13. The transcript has 2 exons. Bases 313 to 1368 code for a protein of 351 amino acids. Gene Ontology annotation, molecular function: palmitoyl-(protein) hydrolase activity. Gene Ontology annotation, cellular component: membrane. Lineage: Eukaryota; Metazoa; Chordata; Actinopteri; Cyprinodontiformes; Fundulidae. The record is from RefSeq and is a predicted model, not a curated record.
GCUACUUAGUCCACCCUUUGGUGACAGCUAGGUGGCUAACUUCAAAAGCUACAUCUAGCCAUGCUAACAGCCAGGGGUAGCAAUAGAUAGCCAAGUUGUUAGCAUCUUUGGCACUCGUUUGCAUGUAAGGUAACAUUGCCGAUGGGGUUGAGGUGAUAUUUGAUGACACCACCGUCCUUACUCAUUCGGCAGCUCCUUGUGAAAGACCUGAAACACGACUUAGCGAUUACUUCCGUUGCCGUUUUGACGUUAGGUACCAGGGAGGACGUCUAGCUGCAAUUGUGUAUUUUGUGACCCAGCUCUUGUGCAGCCAUGGAGAAGCCCUGGAGGCUGUGGGGGGCGAUGGAGCGAUGCACCCUGACUCUGGUGUCCUGGUCCUGGGGGGCCUGCCGAGUUUCCCUCCUGGCUCUCAUCCUCACCUUCCACCUCUACGGAGGCUUUUUCCUCCUUGCUCUCAUCCUCGCCUCUGUAGCAGGCAUCCUCUACAAGUUUCAGGAUGUGCUUCUCUACUUUCCCGACCAGCCUUCCUCCUCUCGCCUGUACGUUCCGAUGCCAACAGGAAUCCCCCAUGAGAAUGUUUACAUUCGCACCAAGGACGGUGUGAAGCUGAACCUCAUCCUCCUUCGUUACACAGGAGGGGAUUCGUCUUCUGGCGUCACCUCCAACAAUCAGAGCAGCCCCACAUCCUGUGCUCCUCCCACGAUCCUUUAUUUCCACGGUAACGCAGGUAAUAUUGGUCACAGGGUGCCAAACGCCCUUCUAAUGCUGGUCAAUCUAAAAGCAAACGUGGUGCUUGUUGAUUACCGCGGCUAUGGAAAAAGCGAGGGAGAGCCAUGUGAAGACGGGCUGUACCUGGAUGCCGAAGCGACGCUGGACUAUGUCAUGACCCGCCCGGACCUGGACAAAACAAAAGUGGUACUCUUCGGUCGCUCAUUAGGAGGCGCUGUGGCUGUGCGUCUGGCAUCAGUCAACCCCCAUCGUGUCGCGGCCAUCAUCGUUGAAAACACCUUCCUCAGCAUCCCUCACAUGGCUUCAACACUCUUCUCCUUCUUGCCAAUGCGCCUGCUGCCCCUCUGGUGCUAUAAGAAUCAGUUUCUGUCCUAUCGACAGGUGGCGCUGUGCCGCAUGCCUUCGCUGUUUGUGUCGGGUCUGUCGGACCAGCUCAUCCCGCCGGUGAUGAUGAAGCAGCUGUACGAGCUGUCCCCUGCACGGACUAAGCGGCUGGCAAUCUUCCCGGAGGGCACGCACAACGACACGUGGCAGUGUCAGGGCUACUUCGCUGCUUUGGAGCAGUUCAUGAAAGACCUGCUGAAGAGCCACGCCCACGAGGAAAGUGCUCAGCCCUCAGCCAGCGUCACCAUUAUCUGAUAAAACAGUCCGGACUGGAUCAAAAGAGCUAAUUCACCGAACUUAAUAGAUUUUUUUUUUUUUUUUUGGGAAUGAAUGUACAUUUUUUUUAAUGCAUUUGUGUUUUUGAUUUUAUUUCACUCUUUCUACUUUUCUGUAAAUUUGAUAUGCUAAAAUAUUUUCACUAUUUCAAGGGUGGAGGCGAUGGUAAGAUCUCCCUGGGAUUUAUUUUUUUUUCUGUUCUGUUUCAGAUAUGACAGCAUGCGUCUCUGACUUUUCUAUGAUUGAAGCCGGAGCAGCAUAGUUGCUAACGUCACAUGAUGUGCUGAAACCACAGAAGAGUUUUUCCAGUGCCGGUGUGUUGACAUUUCUACGAAUCAGCUGAUCGUGUUUUAACAGAAUAUUGACCAUUAACAACCCACCGGUGGUAGUAUCAAAACACAAAUGACAAAAACACAAAUGUGUCUAAUUUUGUAAAUUAGGGUGCCGUGUGGAGGUAUGAUGUAAAUAUAUUUGUUAAUCAACUGCACUUUCUGUUCGGAUUUACCUAAAACUUUCUUUGUGUGGGCUGACAUGAGGAGUAUGAGGAUGUACCCUCCCUUGUUGUUCUUGUGUGUGCAGCAGCUUGGCAUGUCACCACACACUCCUGAUGAAUAUUUAUGCGCAUCUUCAGAUUUGGCCUGCCACAUUAAAAUAAAGAGAAGCGGCUACAUAUCUAUCAUUAGCUGGCAUAGAAGAAGUGCCGAGUAAUGUAAAGCGAGCCCAUUUCCUGUCAAACUGCUUCUUGAUUUGAGAUGAGGAGCUGCUGUUUUCUCAAGUCCUGUCAAAAUACAGACGCAUCUAAAUGACUUAGAAUGCCAUAAAAAGUUUAAUUUGGCUCUCAAAAGUCAAAAUCAUGUAUAUCUAUUAUAUAACAGUACUUUUAUUUGAGUUGUUUUUAUUUCUCCUAAUUUAGUUGUGUAUGGCUUACAGCUAAUUUAAACUUUAAAGUUGUUUUCUCAGAAAAUGAGAACUUUACAAAAGACUAAUAAAAUGGGGGAAACAACAGAUCACUGAAAGUGUCCAUGUACUGUAGUAUGUAUGCUCUCAGUACUUAGUUGGGCCUUCUUUUGCAUGAAUUAGUGCAGCAUGGCAUGAAGGUGAUGAUCUAGUGGCUCUGCUGAGGUGUUACAAAGCCCAGGUUGCUUUAAUAGCAGCCUUCAGCCCUUCUGCAUUGUUGGUCCUGGUGUCUCAUCAUUUUUUGUAUAAUAAUUUGUUGAAUAUCUGUGUGGUUUGGGUCAUUCACUAGCCUGACAACCACAGUCAUGCCAUCGUCGAUAAAUGAGCUACUUUAGACAAAUCUAGACAGGUGUCAAGUCCUGCUGGAAAAUUAAAUCAGUAGCUAUGUGAAGCUUUUUAGCAUGAGGAAGUAAGAAGUAAUUUCCAAUUAAACAUCUGUGCUCGACCAACCACCAGUAGAUGACAUGUUUCCAUAAAUCAUCACAGACUGAAAACCUCACUCUGAACCUCUAGUAAGUUGAAUUCUGUACCUCCCCACUCUUCAUCCAGAUUCAGGAAUGUUAUUUUCCAGAUGGUUGUACCACUGAAAGCCAGGCCAAUCUGUUUUCAUCUUAACCCGGGUAAGAUGAUUCUGGCAUCUUGUUCAGGAGUGGACGAACACAACCAACGCAACACUUGUAGGCCCUGUCCUCGAUGCGUCUUCAGGCUCUGCCUCAAACAGCAGUCCAAACUUUGUGAAUCACCUCCAAAGUUCUUCCUUCCUCUCAACUUUCAGUGUAUAUGACUGGAUACUGCCCUCUGUGAGACAAUAUCUUUAGGAAAGACGCUUUGCGUGCUAGCAUCCUUCUGGACAGUGUUAAAGACUGCUGGACAGCAGUCAGAAGUCCCCAUAUGUCAUAGCAUACAACUCCUGUAUUAAUGGUUGCCUUUUAUUGGUCUUGAGUGAAACAAUUGUUUUCUGAGAAGAUUCAUUUGGAGUUUUUAAAAGCUGUGAGCCAUAGUCCUCAGAAGUGAAUGCUUAAAAUUAAUCACUUUGUUUCACAUUUUGGAUUCAAUUAUGGAAAGAAAUUGUUUUUUCUUUUGAAAAUAUUCAGAUGUGCUGAGAUGCGCCCGUACAACUAGCCCACGGAGGAGUUGUAAAAAUGAGUUUUAGUCGAUACGCAGCAGGUAACGCGUUGCUUUGCUUUCUGUGGUUUGAAGCAGAUUUGGUUUCUACGGUAAUCCUCUUGGCCCGUUUGGGGAUUAGGUCACUUAAGUCAAUCUUUUGGAGAUGAUUAGUUACAAAAUAACCAGAUAUUUUUAUUUACACCUCGUGGUGAAACAAUGACAUGUCAUCCACGUUGAAGAAUAAUGAAACACCCUGUUAGUGUUCCAGUCUGCUGCAGAUCAUUGACCAACUGCAACAGGCUAGAUUUUAGCAGAAGAAUCCUAAGAACUAUAUUUUCGUUUUAAUUUCUGUUUCGCUACGUUUAUUUUUCUUUUAAACAGACUGGCCAGUUCAGCUGGGGGUUUCCAGUAAUCAACCACGUUCUUUCCCCUUAAACCAUACCAAGUAUAUGCUGCAGUGUUUUUCUUGUAAUAAAGUGUGUUCAUGGGGGGUCAGCCCCAUUCAGCACUGGAAAUAAAGUGUGAGCGUUUUUAGUCUAAUGUUGUGAUUAUUUAUGAUCUAUUAUCCUUUGCAUUUUAAUUGUUAAUUGAAGGAUCCCCCCCCGCUGCUGUGGCAAAAUGGCUUCUCUCUCUUGGGGAGGACUUUUAAUGAGCUAAUUAACCUUUCCUUCGUGUCUUCCACAGGAUGGGGCUAAAACCUGAAGAUUAAAAUGCUAUUAUCCACUGUUGCUUUCUGAAUGCAGGACACUGUACUGCAGUGGUUGGAAAGCCAUUUAAAUACUUUAAAUAGUGCUCGGCCAUAGUGGGUAAAAAAAGUGGGGAGAAAAAAAAAGAGUGACAACAGCUAAACUUGCGUCUUUUGAUGCAAAUCCAACUUGAAAAUGAUCUGCAGGCCACUAUGAAUGUCAGGUGGCGGUCUUAAAAUAAAAUGCAUUGUAAUGGAUUGUGUAAUGGCAUUCCUUCCUCCCAAUUCAAUGACUUCUUACCACUGGUUGCACUAAACGGUUUUAGGCAUUUUUGUAUUAUAUCAAAUCGGCAUACUGAUUUUGCGCAGUCUUUAGCUCCGUGAACAUACACUCAUUUCCCAUCAGCUUUGUUUCAAAUGUUUCUGCUGAUUGUUACAUGUUUUCCUUCAUGAAAACAUGCAGGAACAUGUCUUUCUCUCAUUUGUUGUGUCAUCUUCUGCUUUAAAGCUACUUUCAUGAGUAUAAGGCUGAGUUUAUGUCGUAGCCAGAUAUAGCUUUCUUAACAAACAAUACAUGAAUGUCUUUUCAUUUCUUUUAUAGGUGUGCAAAGCCACUUUGGGGGGGUAUUUUUCUAUGUUCGCCUGGCUGUGAAGCUAUCAGAUGAUUGCUGUUGGAAAAUGUUGACAUGAUUUGAGAUUUUAAGAGUUGAUUUUGCAAGCUGGCAUGUGUUUACAUUGAGUCUUGGCAAGCUUCCUGAAUGAACGUGCACAGUGUUGAAAUAGUUUGUUUACACGCACCUUGACUUUAAACCACUUUAAAGAACCAUUGAUGAGACAUGUGAAUGAGCUGGUUUUUAGCGUUGGAGAAAAGCCGUCGCUUGGACUGACUUUCCAUUUCAGAGCCAUGCAUCUUUUCUAUUUCUUUUAACUUCUUUUGUAAGCACACAUUUUCACUUUCUAUUUUCUGUAUUGUAACACGCAAUAAAUUGAUACAGUAAAAUCA